CAAAUCUCCACUACUCUCUCUUCUUCUCCCCCGCAUUUUCUCUUCCUAAAACCUCCCCCAAAAUGCAAUUUUAACCCUUCAGCUUUGUCCAAUACCUUUCGCCUUUUCCAUAUAUCUUCCUAUAAUUUUCUCAGGCUUUCACUAUGCUGAACACUGAAGUUCAUACCGACUUGGUUUGAAAUUAAUAGACGUUCUUCAAAUUUCAAUUGCUCUUGAUUUGAUCUGCAACUAGUACUUAUCAUGAGAAAUAGUGAAGAUGAUAAGCCUUGCAAAACUGAAGAAGCAUCGUCAUCAACGAAGGACCAAAGUACCGCCCAUGUGUAUCCCGACUGGGCAAUGAUGCGAGCUUACUGUGGCCCACAAUUUACUGUGCCACCAUAUCUUAACUCAGCUGUUGCUUCUCCUCAUAUUCCUCCACCAUAUAUUUGGAUAUUACCUCCACAGUAUAUGGUACCUCCUUAUGGGGCUACAUACCCAGGAUAUUAUUAUCAUGAGCGAGUUUAUGGGAAUCCUGGAGUUUUGAUGGCUGGUACCUCUUUUAGCAUAGCUACACCUGCUGAGUCAUCAGGAAACACAGAUGGAGGCUUCAUGAAGAAUGAGUCCAAAGAUUCUCAAGGGUUUGCAGUUCCAGUCAGGAAUGGAAAUGCUGAAAGUGGUGGACAUGGACUAGAUCUCAGACUGUCGGAAAGUGAGGUGACUGACAACCCCAUUGACAGAACAAAUGGAGUUACAGCAGAGGCUGGUCGGAGUGGCAUGAAGAGAAAUCGAGAAGGAUCUCCCAAGGGUGAAACAAAAGGUGGCAAGAACCAAAAGAAAGGCAGUGCUGAUGUUGGUCAAGGUUAUGAAAGUAUGAAACAGGCGUAUAGUCCCACAUACACACACUGUUCUAGGAUUGGUCAAGGUUAUGAAAGAAUAAAAACAACAGAAAAUGCAAGUACUGUUCUAGGAUUGAAGGAACCUUCUAUUCUGGACGUGAAGCCCGUGAAAACUUAUAAUCCGCGGUCAUCGAUUGCAAAUGAAGCCCAAAUGCAGGGUACACCGGAGCAACCAGAGCUGAAAUUGGAGAAGAGGAAACAGUCAAAUUGAGAAUCUGCUAGAAGAUCGAGGUUGAGAAAACAGGCUGAGGCUGAGAAACUAGCCACCGAAGUUCAAACACUAAUUGCUGAGAAUAUGACCCUGGAAUCCGAGUUAGAUGAUCACAUGAAGUCCUCCUAGAAACUAGAGCUUGAAAAUGGCACACUACUGGAGAAACUAAAAGAUGCUCGACCAGGAGAAGUAAACUUCCUCAAGAUUGAUCGUAUGAGGUCACAACCAGUUGACACGGUGAACCUACUUGCAACGGAGAGAACGGAUGAGGAUGGUGAUUCGUACGAGCAGAGAAGCCCGGUAGCAAAGCUUCAUCAGCUGGUUGAUUUACCUUUCUUGUCUUCACGAUUGUUCUUAGUAAAUCUUUUGGUUUUGGUAUAGAAACCCUGAAAUCUAUUCACACUCUGAGUGGUUAUGACUUAUUUUGAGUGACUGAAACAAUCACCGCUCUUUCACACAAGCCUUAUUAGAUACAGUAAUAUUUUAGAUUUCAAUUGUGUAAAUACUCCAUAAAAAAUGGAAUAGUUUUGCGGGGUGGCCAUUAUGUGGUUGAAUAGUUUUAUUGCUGUAUUUAUACCAUAUCAAGAUUGAUGCUACAACUAAAUCUAUAAAUUUAUUUGUAAUUAAA
This is a messenger RNA of Salvia splendens (bonfire salvia), 1714 nucleotides long. Its product is annotated as G-box-binding factor 3-like. The transcript is spliced from 12 exons. The record is from RefSeq and is a predicted model, not a curated record. Lineage: Eukaryota; Viridiplantae; Streptophyta; Magnoliopsida; Lamiales; Lamiaceae. The coding region runs from base 241 to 1086 and encodes 281 amino acids.